This is a messenger RNA of Gasterosteus aculeatus aculeatus (three-spined stickleback), 742 nucleotides long. Lineage: Eukaryota; Metazoa; Chordata; Actinopteri; Perciformes; Gasterosteidae. The record is from RefSeq and is a predicted model, not a curated record.
AUGGCCGCCUCCCUCAGCGGCAUCGCGAAGGCUCUGUCCCGUCUCUCGCCUUCCCUUUUACGUCCAUCACGAGUGUAUCAGCGGCCCGUUGGACUCUCUCCGUUUCUAUCUCCAAGUCACCGGCUCUGCACAGCAGCGUCGCUCCAACAGGACCAAGCAGCUCAGGCCGCUGAGGCGCUGCUCCGCUACCAGGACCGGCCGUGGGAUUAUCUGGAGAGUGAAGAGUACAUCGAGAAGUAUGGGAUGGAACCGGUGUGGGCGGGCUACAGGAGGAACCACAAAGGGGGCAUCCCCCCACAGAAGACACGCAAGACUUGCAUUAGAGGAGAGGAGAUCUGUGGGAACCCCUGCCCAGUCUGCCGGGAUCCCAACGUCAUAAUCCACCAUCAGAAUGUGAAAUUGUUGCAGCAGUUUAUCAGCCCCCACACUGGAAUGGUGUACGACCCCACCCGAACCGGUGUGUGUAUGAAACAGCAGAAGAAGCUGCAGCAGGCCGUCGGCACAGCGAGAGAUCACGGCUUUCUCAGCUUUCAGAUACCGUAUGUGGAGUUCUCAGGAGAGGACUACUCCAAUUCCCAUGAUGCUGUGGGGUCGACCCCACCGGCCCAGUCGUUGACCGCUGGUGAAACGUGGUACCGGUGGUACAGUGAAAUGGCAGCUGAUGAGGAGGAAGUGGCUAAAGUGAAGAUGACGUACAAGGCUUAUUUAAAGUGAAUGGCUAAUAAAACAACAACAAAGAGUU